AUUUGUGAUGUUUGAAUUUGAAAGGAGUUUGUGUGAGAGAUUAGGAUAAGAGAUAUGCGCCGUGGUUGAAGCGAGAAGGAAGGGUCCGCGCGCCAUGGCUGGCAUCACCACCUUCCCCUUCAAACUCUUUCACUCUCCUCUCUUCGCUUCUUCCGAUUCCAAACUCUUCGGCCUUUCCCUAUCUAAUCCCAAUUCCCUCAAAUUCCACUCUUCUCUCUCCACCUCUCUCUCCUACGUCUCCGCCCGCUGCUCUUCCGACUCCGGCAGGCGCCAGUCCGACUCCGAAGACGAACAAGCUCUCGACCUCUCCACUCUCAGGUCAGAUACCGUGAGGCUUAUUGAUCAGAAUCAGAAUAUGGUUGGAGUAGUGUCAAUUGAUGACGCCAUUCAAAUGGCUGAAGACGUCGAACUCGACUUGGUAAUAUUAUCUCCAGAUGCAGAUCCUCCUGUGGUUAGAAUAAUGAAUUACAGCAAAUAUAGAUAUGAACAACAAAAGAAGAAAAGAGGACAGCAGAAGAAAAGUGCUGCUAGUCGGAUGGAUUUGAAGGAGCUCAAAAUGGGAUACAACAUAGAUGAACAUGAUUAUUCAGUACGUUUGAAAGCUGCACGGAAAUUUUUGAAAGAUGGUGACAAGGUUAAGGUCAUAGUAAACCUUAAAGGUCGUGAAAAUGAAUUCAGGAAUAUGGCUAUUGAGCUUAUUACACGUUUUCAGAAUGAUGUUGGGGAGCUUGGAGUAGAGGAGGCUAAAAACUUCCGUGACAGGAACAUCUUCAUAAUUUUGGUUCCAAACAAAGCUGCUGUGCAGAAAACUCAAGAACCACCAAAGAAAAAAGAUAAAUCAGCUGCAGCAGAUGAAGUCUCCGCCAGUGUCCAAGCAUAACCGAAAACCUCCACGCUAGUUUCUAAUCAUAGAACGGAUUGCGAGUAACUUGUAUUGGUCUGAGCUGUAAUUUUUCCCCCCGAGUAUUGUAUAUGAUUGUAUGAUUCAUGUGCAAUAAUAGCUUAUAAGUUAACGAGAAUUUUAAUCAUAGAGGCAGCCUUGGCUUUUUGAA
Molecule: messenger RNA, 1052 nt
Organism: Cajanus cajan (pigeon pea)
Lineage: Eukaryota; Viridiplantae; Streptophyta; Magnoliopsida; Fabales; Fabaceae
Source: RefSeq, a predicted model, not a curated record